UGUAGCUGUGCCCUGUGGGUUUUUCCCCUUUCCUCUCCAUUAUUAGUUUACCGUUUUUCUCACUCUCUUCAGUUAUGUUUAUUCAUUAAUCACUCUUUCCCUUCAAUCCCCAUUUUCCCUCUGCGUAUAACAGUCACAAGCGCCAUAGCUUCACCAACAACCACCUUCUUCUUCUUCUUCUUCAGAGCUUCAAUGGCAGCACUGUUUAAACCAUAGACGCGCUGAGAGCGAAAGAAGCUCUUGCAGUUGCAGCAACAUCUCGUUCUGUGCUCUACAGACCUCUAAUGGAAGCUCUGUGGAUUUUCAGCUUCGUUUUGGUUCUGGGGUUGGUUUUUUCGCCAAUUAAUGGCGACCCAGUUGAAGACAAGCAAGCUCUGCUUGAUUUUGUUAAGAAUCUCCCUCACUCUCGCUCUCUUAAUUGGAAUGCGGCUUCCCCGGUUUGUCAUUACUGGACUGGUAUAACUUGCAGUCAAGAUGAAUCUCGUGUUAUAGCCGUUCGAUUGCCCGGAGUUGGCUUUCAUGGCCCGAUUCCGGCGAACACUCUCAGCCGGCUGUCAGCGCUGCAAAUAUUGAGUCUCAGAUCCAAUCGUAUAACGGGGGAUUUCCCUUUGGAUUUCUCGAAUCUUAGUAACUUGUCUUAUCUUUAUCUUCAGUUCAACAACUUCUCUGGGCCAUUGCCUUCUAAUUUCUCUGUCUGGAAGAAUCUCACCUUCGUGAAUCUCUCUAAUAAUGGCUUCAAUGGCCGUAUUCCUUAUUCGCUUUCUAAUUUGACAGCACUUACGGGUUUGAAUCUGGCAAACAACUCUCUCUCAGGAGAAAUACCUGACCUCCAAAUUCCCAGAUUGCAGGUUCUGGAUUUGUCUAACAACAAUCUGAGUGGGAGUGUGCCUCAAUCUUUACAGAGAUUUCCAAGCUCUGUAUUUGUAGGCAAUGACAUAUCCUUUGCAAGUUCUUUAUCAAACAAUCCUCCCGUACCCGCGCCAUUGCCCGUGUUUAAUGAAAAGCCGAAGAAUGCUGGGGGGCUUGGAGAAGCAGCAUUGUUAGGAAUUAUAAUUGCUGGUGGUAUUUUGGGGCUUCUGGCAUUUGGCUUUCUAUUCCUUGUUUGCUUUUCAAGAAGGAAGAGAGAAGAUGAAUAUUCUGGGGAUCUUCAGAAAGGCGGAAUGUCGCCGGAAAAAGUGAUAUCAAGGACUCAAGAUGCAAACAACAGAUUGGUUUUCUUUGAAGGGUGUCAUUAUGCUUUUGACUUGGAGGAUUUGUUGAGGGCUUCUGCUGAGGUCUUGGGGAAGGGAACUUUUGGUACUGCAUAUAAAGCAAUCCUAGAGGAUGCCACCACAGUUGUUGUUAAGAGGUUGAAGGAUGUAAGUGCUGGGAAACGCGAUUUUGAGCAGCAAAUGGAGAUUGUUGGCAGUAUCAGGCAUGAGAAUGUGGUUGAAUUGAAGGCUUACUAUUAUUCCAAAGAUGAGAAGCUGAUGGUUUAUGAUUUCUUUGGUCAGGGAAGUGUCUCGGCCAUGUUACACGGUAAACGUGGAGAGGAAAAACCCCCAUUAGAUUGGGACACUAGACUGAGAAUUGCAGUUGGUGCAGCACGAGGAAUAGCCCGUGUCCAUGCUGAAAACGGCGGGAGGCUUGUCCAUGGAAAUGUGAAAUCCUCAAACAUCUUUCUGAACUCUCAACAGUAUGGAUGUGUGUCUGAUCUUGGACUAGCAACUAUAACAAGCUCACUCUCUCCACCUAUAUCCCGUGCUGCUGGUUACCGAGCCCCAGAAGUGACAGACACUCGCAAGGCAACACAAGCUUCAGACGUUUUCAGCUUCGGUGUGGUGCUCCUCGAGCUUCUAACCGGAAAGUCACCAAUUCAUGCGACAGGUGGUGAAGAGAUUGUCCAUCUGGUUAGAUGGGUUCAUUCAGUUGUCCGAGAGGAGUGGACAGCUGAGGUAUUUGAUGUAGAGCUGAUGAGGUAUCCCAACAUAGAGGAAGAAAUGGUUGAGAUGUUACAAAUAGCCUUAUCAUGUGUGGCCAGGAUACCAGAUCAGAGACCCAAAAUGGCGGAAAUUGUGAAGAUGAUUGAAAACGUUCGACCGAUGGAAGCCGAGAAUCGACCUUCUUCCACGAACCGAUCUGAAAGUUCAAUGCUGCCACAAGCUGUUGAGACAGAAAAUUCAACCUCUUAGUAAGUUGUAGCCAAUUUGUUCUUUUAGUUCUUACCUCUCAUAUUUAGUAUUUUGCCAAGCUUUACGUUUUUUUUUCUUUUAGAUUUGAAUCUCGUCUUCAGAUUCUAGUUUUGCAACAGUUUAUGAACUCAACUGUUAAAUUUAUUUUUCUUCAACUUGAUUUGAGUUGGCUGAAGAAAUUCAAAUCAUAUGAGCUUGUUAUGUA
Molecule: messenger RNA, 2376 nt
Organism: Benincasa hispida (wax gourd)
Lineage: Eukaryota; Viridiplantae; Streptophyta; Magnoliopsida; Cucurbitales; Cucurbitaceae
Product: putative inactive receptor kinase At4g23740
Biological process (GO): protein phosphorylation
Molecular function (GO): ATP binding; protein kinase activity; protein binding
Source: RefSeq, a predicted model, not a curated record